AUGGCGUAUUGGAGACUGAGCUCUGGCGAAGCCACGGGCUUCAAGUUCCUCUUCUCAAUCGUCUUCAUCUACGCUUCAAUGUCUGCGAUUGUUUACUGCGUCCUCCACAUGAAAUUUAUCUCUCCGCUUCCUUCCGACGCGCCUCUGGAUCGGUUCUCUGAAGCCAGAGCCGUCGAACACAUCCGUGUCUUGGCCGAGGAGAUCGGUGGUCGCCAGGAGGGUCGAUCAGGGCUUAGAGAAGCUGCAACAUACAUAAAAUCUCAGUUGGAGAUGGUUGAGGUGGAGGAAACUCAGGUGGAUGGUUCCUUUAGCAUGAUGUUUAUUCGCCACAGCAUUUCACUGGGAUACAGAAACCAUACAAAUAUACUUAUGCGUAUCUCGUCGAUGCAUUCUCAUGACACUGAUGCAUCUGUAUUGAUGAAUGCACAUUAUGACAGCCCUAUCAACUCACCUGGAGCUGGUGACUGUGGGUCAUGUGUAGCAUCACUACUUGAAUUAGCAAGACUGGUAGUGGAUUCUGGCUGGUCCCCUCCUCAACCUAUAAUUUUUCUCUUCAAUGGUGCCGAAGAGCUUUUUAUGCUGGGCUCGCAUGGCUUCAUGACAAAGCAUAAGUUGAAAGAUACCAUUGGAGCUUUUAUAAACGUGGAAGCUACUGGGACAGGGGGUAUUGAUCUGGUCUGCCAAUCAGGGCCUAGCUCGUGGCCGUCCUAUGUCUACUCUCAAGCUGCAGUGUAUCCAAUGGCUCAGAGUUCAGCACAGGAUGUUUUCGAUGUUAUGCCUUCAGACACCGAUUACAGAAUGUUUGCAAAAGAUUAUGGUGACAUUCCCGGGCUAGACAUUAUCUUUCUUCUGGGCGGUUACUACUACCAUACUUCAUUUGAUACCGUUGACAGAAUAGUACCUGGAAGCAUGCAAGCUCGUGGAGAAAACUUAAUCAGUGUGCUUAAAGCCUUCACGAGUUCUAAGCUGAAGGUUGCUAGUGAAAGAAAGUCGCUUGACGUGGAUGUUAAUAGUGACAUGGUUGAAAGAGCUGUUUACUUUGAUUACUUAACAUUGUUCAUUGUGUACUAUCCAAAGAAAGUAGCCAUGGUACUUCACAACAUUCCAGCUACUUUGUUCGUUCUUGUUUCUUUCUUUUUGUAUAUUCGGGACCCUGGGGUACACCCUUGGUUGUCUAUCGUCUGGGCUUUGUCGAAAGGACUUAUGCAACAUGCCGCUGGAAUUUUACUUGGCGUCAUAUUCCCUAUUCUUUUUUCAGUCAUCAGAUUGUCCUUUGCUAAUCCCAUGAGCUGGUUUGCUCAUCCAUUCGUAGCUUUCUUGAUGUUCGUCCCCGUCUCAUUUUUCGGUCUUUUAAUUCCAAGAACUAUCUCUGAUCGUGUCGCACAUUGUCAAGGUGUUUCAUCUAAGAAGAUUAUGAAAGUUGAAACAUCUGAUGAGGCAAGGUUUUGGGGAGCAUUUGGGUUCUAUGCUUUUGCAACUUCGGCAUAUUUUUUCGCUGGAUUAAGUGGAGGAUUCACGAUGUUUGUCAUCUGCAUUUCUAUGCUAUUGGGAAGGAUAGCUUUCUGUUUUUCUGUCAAGUCAUAUGGCUAUGAUUCAGUCAAGUCUCCCAUGUUUUAUGUGAUACUUCUUCUUCCAUGCCUUUUGUAUUCUGUCUAUUUUGGUGGUAUUCUUGCACUAUUUUUGAUUGAGAAGACAGGAAUGAUGGGAGCAAUUCCACCACCUUAUGGAUUUUACCUUGCAGAUGUAGCAGUAGCUGCAGUCAUUGGAGUUGUCACUGGCUUGUGUGUGGGCCCAAUAAUACCAAUUUGUGAUCGUUGGCUGGCCAAAUCGUCGAUCAUGAAAUUCGUGCUGCAUUUCAGUAUUGUUAUGUUGGCGGUAUCAUCACAGUUCUUUCCUUAUAGCAAAGAUGCACCGAAGAGAGUUGUACUCCAACAUACAUUCAUCACUGCGGAUGGAAAUGAAAUCACAGGCUCGAGUUACGAUUUAGCUGUCGUUGAUUCAAAUUCUAUGGAGUUCGUUUUUAAGCAUGCUCCAGAGGCUGCAGUGGAACUAAAUGUUGGCUCCUCGUAUUCAUUGGGAAACGCUGAGGUGUCUCCUCACGAAGCUUGGUUGGCACUUUUCCCUAUUUCAUGUGUAGUAACAACAAAUGAGAGGUUCCCUGAUAAAGGCAACAAGAUUUUUGAAGGAUAUAGCCAAUUCCCACACCUAAAAACUCAUAAACCGCAAACAACAUUUAAAAACGGAACUCGCAGAGUUCAUCUGGAACUGUCUCUGGGCUCGUUGGAGGAGAUCUGGGUCACGGUUCUGAACAUAACUGGUCCGUUAUCAGGAUGGUCCUUCGCAGAUGGCAAACCUCCAGCACCUGAACUCCCACGGGGCGGCGGUCCUCCAUCUUACAUGUUGAGACUUACUGGCAACAGCGCUGAGAAGUGGAUCUUCUGGCUAGAGGCAAGUAGCGAAGAAGAAGUAAGAGUAGAUGUAGGUGUUCUUGAUCAACGAAUUGAUGAAGAAACUAAACAUUUGAAAAGUCUAUUCCCUAGAUGGGCCGAUGUAAUUGCAUACACAAGCUUUCUUUCAACUUACUUCUUCUAA
Molecule: messenger RNA, 2592 nt
Organism: Arabis nemorensis
Lineage: Eukaryota; Viridiplantae; Streptophyta; Magnoliopsida; Brassicales; Brassicaceae
Source: the annotation of a GenBank genome assembly